GAAAGUUACACACCCCAUCGCUGAGUGAUCACGAUAAAAGAAAAUGGCUUCGUGUGGCAUACACAUGUCUUUUAUCUGCCGUAACGUUCAAAGCAGGUGUUGAUGGAUACUAGAGUUAGUUUUAGUGGAAAAAUAGAAAAGACGUUUAUUUUAUAUUAAGACCAUUACUAGCAGUUAAAAUUACUUAAUGUUACUUGAUAGCAAGUAGGCUGUGAUAAUGGAUAGUUCAACUGGCUUAGCUACCCAGAAAAAUGGUGCAAAUGCGGAGGAGAAGGCGACCGAAGUCACCUCGAACGAGGAGCAAAUUGCAGAACCAGCUGUGACAAUAAAUGUGGCGCAUCAAAAUGAUACAAACUCACAACAUAUGAAUUCCAAGACUGAACCCAGUGUGGACGAAUCCCGUAUUCAAAACAUAAGCAAUAACGACGAGUUGUGUGAUAAUGUAAAGCAGUUAAAUUUGGUCGAGGAUGAGGCGGCAUCGGUUCCGAUUCGACCCUCAAAUAUAUCAGAGUCCCUGUCUAAUCUGUUGGCGUACGGAAGUUCAUCCGAAGAUUCCGAAAUCGAUUCAGCUAGCGAGUCUGAUUCGGACGAGAAACACGAAGAGAACUAUCGCGACCCGAAGGCGGAUACUAGUGACUCGUCUGAUAAUGAAAGUUCCGAUUCCGAAUCUGAAAUAGCAGCCAAGGAAGUGAAGCAGCCGAGUAAACCUGUCACUCAUAUCGAAGGCGAGCUCGGUUUGAAAGAUUUACCCCCAGUUCCGGACUUAUCCACAUUGAAUAUUGAUCUCAAACAAACCGACUGCAUUCAAAUGGGGAACGUGACUAGUAUCGUCGAUAGUUUAGUAACGAUCCAGUCAUUACCGAACGUGCCGGCGUACGACCUAGAUACGCUCCUAUUUCUGGAUGAGGGCAGGCAACCGUUGGGCUACGUUCACGACGUCAUGGGACAGGUGACUUCGCCUAUGUACGUUGUUCGUUUUAAUUCCAAGCAGGAGAUUGAAUCAAAGGGAAUUUCCAAGGGUCUACCGGUUUAUUCCGCCCCAAACACCGAGCAUACUCAAUACGUGUUUUUGAAAGAACUGAUGAAAAUCAAGGGCAGUGAUGCCUCCUGGAAGGGAGAUAAUGAAGUACCAGUUGAAUUUGUCGAUUUUUCGGAUGACGAGACGGAGUACACAUUCUCAAAGCAGCACCUCAAUGAGAAGGACAUCUUCGACAAGAAACGCAAGAGAAACAGCUUUGAAAAGCACCGGAUGUUCGAAACGGCUAUGAAUCUCAAGAAUAAAGUGGACACGGCACGUCACAAAAUGCGCGAUUCGUACGAGCCGACACCAAAACGAUAUGUACCGCAAACCACUCAGCCCACUUUCUACUUCGCCCCACCCAACAUCAACCAAGUUCGUCAGCAGUGCAGUUCUAGCUUUACAAAUUUCCCGCCGCCGAGCUACCCGAUUCCGCCUCCGAAUUUCGGCUACAUGAGCAUGGGACCGGCCGUGCUUCGCAUGCAACCCUACAAUGCGCAAUUCGGGCACCCAAUGCCGCCAUUUCCCCCGAACACCCAACCGUUUGUGCCAUCCACGUUCGGACCCCCGAAUAUACCGCCCCUUCCGGGCGUGCCCCACGUAUUACCGCAGCCCCCGCCUCCCGGCGGCUACCCGGUGACCCUGCCGGUAAUCCCGCCGCCGAUAAUGAACGUACCUAAGCCGCCGAUGACCAAGAUUGUAAAACCCCUAAAAUCCAAUCCGAACGGUGGUGGGGUGGUACCGAAGACGCAGCCGGCGCGUAGCUCGAAAGUCUACGUGCCAUCGUCUAGCGAAUAUCAGCCGCUCUACCCGCCCAACUUAGGUCUUCCGAAAGCUCCAAUACCUCCUUUCAAUUCGAACCCCCCGCUAACGAUGGCGACGACCAUCCCACCAAAUUUCUGUCCUCCAAUGCCGCCUUGGGCGUUCAACGUGGCGAGACCUCAGCACAGCAGUAGAGGUUUUCAGCCUCAUUUUAACGCGAGAAGUCGACCAUUUCAGAAACAGUGAUCGGUUCAGCUUGUUGUUUGUUGUUAUUUUAUCUUUUUAUUAUUAUUGUUAAUUUUCGUUUUCAAAUUGUAUACAGCAGUAUUAGAAAAGAGAAUCUGCUUAAAUUACGUGUAUAUUUGCAUUACCAAGGUAGAAGAAAACUGAAUGUUUCUAAUUUCCUUUUUUCGUAAAGAAGAAGAAAAACAAAAAAGAAAUGGGAAUGUGUUUGAUUUUGUGUAAGUAUAUUAACUCGCAGCUCCGGUGUUACUCAAUGCUUAAAAGAUUAUGCACAAGAAAGAUGUGUGACACUUAGAAUUUUCAUAAUCUUGAUGUUUAGCAACUACAAAAUGUUUUUAGAGUUAUGUACGUACACAUUUGUUAGAUUAUAUGGGAUUUUCAUUUACACAGUGACGAUGUAUUUACAAAGAAUUUGAAAUUAUAGAAAUGUUCCUUUUCAACAACUAAUAUUUUUUAUUACAUACUGUGUAUUCCAAUAAAUAUUUUUAUUAAGAAGUAGAAUUUAUUUCGUAUUAAUAUUUGUAUAACUAUAAUCGAUAUUGAUAUGUUAUAACUUUCAUCUUAUUAAAAAAUCAUUUUGCCA
Photinus pyralis (common eastern firefly) is the source of this 2606-nucleotide messenger RNA. RefSeq names its product H/ACA ribonucleoprotein complex non-core subunit NAF1. Gene Ontology annotation, molecular function: RNA binding. Gene Ontology annotation, cellular component: sno(s)RNA-containing ribonucleoprotein complex. The transcript is spliced from 4 exons. NCBI's taxonomy places the organism in Eukaryota, Metazoa, Arthropoda, Insecta, Coleoptera, Lampyridae. Gene Ontology annotation, biological process: ribosome biogenesis; box H/ACA snoRNP assembly; pseudouridine synthesis. Bases 218 to 2026 code for a protein of 602 amino acids. The record is from RefSeq and is a predicted model, not a curated record.